Messenger RNA from Opisthorchis viverrini, 1190 nucleotides. RefSeq lists its product as hypothetical. The coding region runs from base 11 to 748 and encodes 245 amino acids. Gene Ontology annotation, molecular function: tRNA guanylyltransferase activity; magnesium ion binding. Gene Ontology annotation, biological process: tRNA modification. The transcript is spliced from 5 exons. NCBI's taxonomy places the organism in Eukaryota, Metazoa, Platyhelminthes, Trematoda, Opisthorchiida, Opisthorchiidae. The record is from RefSeq and is a predicted model, not a curated record.
CUCGCACAUUAUGGCCAAGAGCACUUUCGAAUAUGUGCGCCGAUUUGAAUCGUUUGAUCACUGCUUACCACAUUCUUGGAUCGUAGUUCGAAUAGACGGACAGGGAUUCGGUAAGUUUACAGAGAAACACGGAUUCCAGAAACCGAACGACAAACGGGGUCUGCGUUUGGCAUGUCGAGCAGCCGAGCGUGUAAUGCAGCGCCAUUCGGACAUUAUACUAGCCUACGGACAGUCAGAUGAAUUCAGCUUCGUCUUCCAACGUUCUACUGACAAGUUCAAUCGGCGUGCUAGCAAGCUCUCCAGCACAGUGGUUUCCCUAUUCGCUUCCUCGUAUGUAUUCGAGUGGACAAACUUCUUUCCCGACGUGAAGCUGCUUUACCCACCGGCGUUUGACUCACGUGUCGUACUCUAUCCCACUAACAGGACACUUCGAGACUAUUUGAGUUGGAGGCAAGCAGACUGUCAUAUCAAUAAUUUGUACAAUACUUGUUUCUGGAAACUCGUUCAAGAAGGCUCUUUGACAACUACUGAAGCAGAAGAACGAUUGCGGGGCACACUUUCAAGUGAUAAAAAUGAAAUACUGUUCUCUGAGUUUGGAUGUAACUAUAACAACGAACCGGAACUAUUCCGCAAGGGAACCACACUUUACCGGAAUAAAGACGCAAAAGGCGCGGUAGAGCAAGCCAACAUUGAUAUCAUCAAAGAUGCCUUUUGGCAGGCUCAUCCAGAGCUUCUCGAACCAGAUUGAUGAUGUAUUUAUUUAUACAUGCAUGUAUAUGAAAUGAAUACUUGAUGAUACGUCUUGUCGUUUUUUGCAAGUCCAAUUUUUACUAUUAUAUGAAGCACAGUGGGGUAUGGCUCCGAAAGGAAUAAAACUGCAAAGUGUAUCUAUUUACACAUUUAUUAGGAGUUCUACAUGCCGCCUUUUAGUCGCCGUUGCCUCAUCCGUUCCAGUUCCAAUUGUAGCAUAUCGUUACCGGAACCCCAAGAAGGACGUCCGAAGCUAGGACAAUUGUGGGUCGGAGUCCACGAACCCUUGAUUUGACGAGGAUGGUAAACCGGGGGCGGAUCACCUUCGCGGAGCCGGAUGUAUAAAUUGGCGUAGUGGUAAUUGUUUGCUGAAAGAUGUCCACGCACACCUUUGUAGAGACGUGGGACACCGCGCCCUCGGCAAACAUGAACAGUCUCUG